This is a messenger RNA of Spirometra erinaceieuropaei, 711 nucleotides long. The record is from the annotation of a GenBank genome assembly. NCBI's taxonomy places the organism in Eukaryota, Metazoa, Platyhelminthes, Cestoda, Diphyllobothriidea, Diphyllobothriidae.
AUGGAGGAGGAAGAGUACAACCAGCUGGCCUUCCUGGAUGUCCUCGUAUGCCGCGAGGAUUGUGGUGGACUAAAGACCAAAGUGUUCAGGAAAGCGACAAAUACGAUGCAAGUACUGAACUUCAACAGCAACCACCCAAUCAGUCACAAACGCAGUUGUGUAAGGACGCUCUGUCGGCGUGUCGAAACGCACUGCAGUGAGCCGGAAGAUAAGAUUGCCGAACUACAAUACCUCCGACGGGUCCUCAAAGCCAAUGGCUACCCGCGCAACUUUGUCAACCGGUGCAUACGCAAAAGGGACGAAAGGCCUAACAGCACGGACACCUGGGUUUGGCGAGCGCUUCCAUAUGUCAAGAACGUUUCGGAAGCUGUUGGUCGCCUUCUCGCACCAAUUAGGGUUGGAAUUGCACACAGACCGAAGGCAACCAUCAGGCGUCAGUUGAUGAAACCAAAAGACCCACUGCCACGGCAAGAAACGUCUGGAGUCAUUUAUCAGAUCUGGUGCAGUUGCGGACUAGGCAACUACGUCGAAGAAACCGGAAGACAACUCCAAACGCGAAUAGCCGAACACGCUGCUGCGGUGCGGAGAAAUGACGCCAGCUCUCAAGUUGCGGCUCAUUCGACGGGUUCCGACCACACAUUCAACUUAGACGAGGCCGAAAUUCUCGCAAGAGGUGACAACCGCGUGAGCCGGGAGCUGCUUGAGUCAUAG